Messenger RNA from Orycteropus afer afer, 2286 nucleotides. Lineage: Eukaryota; Metazoa; Chordata; Mammalia; Tubulidentata; Orycteropodidae. The record is from RefSeq and is a predicted model, not a curated record.
AUGGCUGAUAGUAGUGGUUUGGGCAAGAAAUGCACAGAAUGCCCCAAAUGUUCAUCUGAUACUGAGAAAGAUACAGUUUGUGUAUGUUCCUGUAAAAUAAGAGCUUCUCCAACUUCAUGGGCACAAGUGUCACCAACGGCAAGCAUCGGAAGUUCAGAACUAACUUCAUCAGAAAGAAAAAAAGAAAAAGUUACCAGCAGAGAUGUUGCCUCUGGGAAGGAUUUGUUCUCAAGAUCUAUCAAUGUGGAGAGAAAAACAUCUCAACAACAAUGGGGUCGGGGUAACUUAACAGAAGGAAAAGUUCCUCACAUCAGGAUGGAUGAUGGAGCUGCUAUUCAGGAAUUCUAUACCUUUGGAAGAAUAUUGGGACAAGGGAGCUUUGGAAUGGUCAUUGAAGCUAUAGACAAGGAAACAGAAACUAAAUGGGCAAUUAAAAAAGUAAAUAAAGACAAGGCUGGAAGCUCUGCUGUGAAGUUACUUGAACGGGAGGUGAACAUCCUAAAAAGUGUGAAACAUGAGCACAUCAUACAUCUUGAACAAGUGUUUGAGACGCCUAAGCGAAUGUACCUUGUGAUGGAGCUUUGUGAGGAUGGAGAACUCAAAGAAAUUCUGGAUAGGAAAGGGCAUUUCUCUGAGAAUGAGACAAGGUGGAUCAUUCAAAGCCUUGCAUCAGCUAUAGCAUAUCUUCACAGUAAGGAUAUAGUACAUAGAGAUCUAAAACUGGAAAACGUAAUGGUUAAAAGCAGCUUUAUUGAUGCUAACAAUGAGAUGAACUUAAACAUAAAGGUGACUGAUUUUGGCUUAGCAGUGAAGAAGCAUUGUAGGAGUGAAGCUAUGCUGCAGACCACAUGUGGGACUCCUAUCUAUAUGGCCCCUGAAGUUAUCAAUGCCCAUGACUAUAGCCAGCAGUGUGACAUUUGGAGCAUAGGUGUCAUAAUGUAUAUAUUAUUAUGUGGAGAACCACCCUUUUUGGCAAACUCAGAAGAUAAACUUUUUGAAUUAAUAAGAAAGGGAGAACUACAUUUUGAAGAUCCAGUCUGGGAUUCUGUAAGUGACUGUGCUAAAAGUGCUUUGAAACAACUUAUGAAAGUUGACCCUGCUCACAGAAUCACAGCUAAGGAACUGCUAGAUACCCCAUGGAUAACAGGCAAUACACUUUCUUCGGCAAGACCAAUCAAUGUGUUAGAAAUGAUGAAGGAAUGGAAGAAUAACCCAGGAAGUGAUGAGGAAAGCUCAGUGGAUCAAAAUAAGAGCAAUUGGUCUAUUCAAGAGAAGUUGAAAGGUUUCCCACCCAGUAGGAACGUCCACGGUGUCAAUAACACUUCAUUUGAAGAGGAGGAAAAACAGGUAGGCUGAACCAGCAAAACAAUUAGGAAGAACAAUUGUGCACUUUUUUCAAAGUGUAAAAUAUCCCCACAACACUUGGACUUUUUUGUGACUUUGACUUUUGUAUUUGUUAUUAGUGUAACAAAGGACCUGAAUUAUAAAGCAAGCUUCACUCGGCUGAGAGAGCGCGGCCGGCGCGGAGAGAGAAUCUGCGCGCGUCUGCGGCUCCGGCUCCAGCCCCGCACCGCCAGCUGCGGCUUUGAGGCGGCUCCGGCCAGGCCCGGGCAACGGCUGCCCUCGCGAUUCCGGCGAUACUCGCCGGGCCGCCCUGCCGCGCCUCCCAGUGUGGCCGCGCCCCCGCCCCCAGCGCCGCCACCGCUCGCCGGUCCUCCCUCCCUCCCUGCCCGGCGGGCUGCGCUCCAGGCGCUGGGGCGCCAGCGCUGGUCGGCGACCGCGGCUCACAGAACGCGGAGCCCGCGCGGGGCCGGGGAAGCAACGCAGGCAGGCGGUGGCGGCGGGAUCUCGAGCCGCGCGCCCCUCCUCGUCCUCGGCCCGGGCCUAGCUGGAGCCGCCGGGGGACCAUGGUGUUGGACCAGGAGGACGGUAGGUGUCUGGCGCGCGGCGCCAGUGUCCGGAGGCUCGCGGACAGUGGAGCGGAGGCGGUGGCGCGAGCCCUGCACAGGACACUCCGCCCGCGGCGGCAGCGCCUCCCGCGCCCGCCCUGGCCUGCUCCGGCCGGUUGGAGGUUUCCGGGAAGCACCGCGGCUGAGGACCAGCCGCCCCGGCGAAGCGCGCCCGGAGUCGGCGCCCUUCUACCGGCCGAACCGAGCUGCGGCUGGACACGGAGCGCCCGAGAUGAUGGUGCUGGACAAGGAGGACGCCGAGGCGGUUCGCUUUGAGAGUGUCAUCUUUGCGGCUGCUCCUCUCACCGCAGCCAUCACCCUCACGCUGGCCGCGUAA